Molecule: messenger RNA, 3006 nt
Organism: Anolis carolinensis (green anole)
Lineage: Eukaryota; Metazoa; Chordata; Lepidosauria; Squamata; Anolidae
Gene: pms2
Product: PMS1 homolog 2, mismatch repair system component
Exons: 15
Coding region: 182-2719 (845 amino acids)
Biological process (GO): somatic hypermutation of immunoglobulin genes; mismatch repair
Cellular component (GO): MutLalpha complex
Molecular function (GO): ATP-dependent DNA damage sensor activity; ATP binding; ATP hydrolysis activity
Source: RefSeq, a predicted model, not a curated record
GACGUUCGGUGUGUGGGUGAAGCUGCUGGGGAGAAGACUUUGGGAGGUCGCAGGAUGAAAUUACCGCAGAAGAGAUGGUCAUUUGCAUACAAUUUGCAUAUUUAAUUUCAAAUAUUUUCAAAGGGAGAGAAACAGGCGAACAUCUCAUUUCUUGUAGCCCUUGGUGACGGCCAAAAACGUCAUGGAGAUUGCUCCAAGGGCAGAGUCUGCUAAAGCCAUCAAGCCAAUAGACCGUAGAUCGGUUCACCAGAUAUGCUCCGGACAAGUGGUGCUGAAUCUAUGUACGGCGGUGAAAGAGCUGGUGGAAAAUAGUAUCGACGCCGGUGCCACAACUGUGGAAGUAAAGCUGAAAGAUUAUGGCGCAGAUCUCAUUGAAGUUUCUGAUAACGGUUGUGGCGUCGAAGAGGAAAACUUUGCUGGCUUAACUCUAAAACAUCAUACAUCCAAGAUACAAGAUUUCUCUGACCUUAUAAAUGUUGAAACGUUCGGCUUUCGAGGUGAAGCUCUGAGUUCUCUAUGUGCGUUAAGCGAUGUUUCCAUUUUCACCUGUCAUACGUCCGCCAAGGUUGGAACACGCCUGGUGUUUGAUCACGGCGGGAAAAUCACCCUGAAGGUCCCAUGUCCCCGUCAACAAGGGACAACGGUCAGCGUGCAGCAGCUCUUCCAUACAUUGCCAGUGCGACAUAAAGAAUUUCAGCGCAACAUAAAGAAGGAGUACGCAAAAAUGGUUCAGGUAUUACAAGCCUACUGCAUCGUUUCAACAGGAGUUCGAAUUACUUGCACCAACCAGGUUGGUCAAGGGAAGAAGCAACCUGUUGUAUGCACUAAUGGGAACUCUACUGUAAAAGAAAACAUCGGAGCAAUAUUUGGGCAAAAGCAGGUGCAAAGCCUGAUCCCGUUUGUUCAGCUGCCUCCUAGUGAUGCCAUCUGCGAGGAAUAUGGUCUGAAUCCUGCUGAUAUUCCCACUAGGCUUUAUACCAUCACAGGGUUUGUCUCCCGUUGUGAUCAUGGCAUUGGAAGGAGUACCACAGACAGGCAGUUCUUCUUUAUUAAUCAGCGGCCUUGUGAUCCAACAAAGGUUUCCAAACUUGUGAAUGAAGUGUACCACAUGUACAACAGACAUCAAUAUCCGUUUGUGGUUCUUAACAUCUGUGCAGACUCGGAAUCUGUUGACAUCAAUGUCACACCUGACAAAAGGCAAAUAUUUCUGCAAGAAGAAAAACUGUUGCUAGCCAUUGUGAAAACUUCAAUGAUGGGAAUGUUUGGCAAUGAUGUGAACAAAAUUGUCCUCAAUCAGAAAUUGAUCGAUGUUGAAGGGAACUUUAAAACGACAGUUCGAAAUGGGGCGGAAUCGCCUCCCUUGGAAACACGGGAUUCCUCGUCUCCGAAUCGGAGUGGAAAUGUGAAAAUCACCGUGACUGCUGCCAAACUUAGGGAAGCGUUUUCCCUCCGCGCUGUAAAAAAAGCAACCGAAAAUCUCAAUCCGCAGCGCCCUUCUCACGGACAACGAAAACUCCCAACGUUUUUUAGUGUUUUGGAUUCACCAGAGAAGGAAACCGGCUCCGGGAAAGUGGAGAGGAGUGGAAACACGGUGGAUUUAAGCAGGCGUGACGCUGACGCAAAUGUCAAGAAGUUGGCAGAAGUUCCCGAUUCUGGUUGCAGUAGUGCCUUGGCAGGAUCGGAGAUGGGUUCAGGAUCUAUAGAAAUUGGGAGCCGUUUCAGUAGUUCUUUUGGUGAAUCCCACAUUCAUGACGAAGGCGCUCAGAGAGAAGGCCUUGCAAGGAACGGGUUUUUCUCAAGAGCCGAAUGUGGCACGGACCAAAGCGAUAGGAGUGGGUCACCCCAACAAGUCAAUAGUGACUCCCCUAAAGUGAAGCGCCUGAAGACCAGCCCCUCUCCCUUGGAAACAAAGGACCUUCAGAUGUCUGCGCUGCUUUCCCAAUGCGACAUCCCAGUAGAAAUAGCAAGGAGGACGGUGCCGCUGGAGUUUUCCCUGAGCGUCUUAAGGGACAGAGUCAAGAAGCUCAUGGGGCAGCAGGAGAAGACAGCGGACACCCUGCAUUACAGGAAAUUUAGGGCCAAAAUUAAUCCAGGAGAAAAUAAAACAGCAGAGGAUGAACUGAGAAAAGAGAUAAGUAAAGAGAUGUUUGCUAAAAUGGAUAUCAUUGGCCAGUUCAAUUUGGGAUUUAUCGUGGCCAAGCUGAACUCGGACCUCUUCAUCGUCGACCAACACGCUUCCGAUGAGAAAUACAAUUUUGAGCAAUUGCAAGAGCACACGGUUCUGCAGGGACAGAGACUCAUCUCGCCUCAGAAUCUGAAUUUAACUGCUAUAAAUGAAAGUGUCUUGAUAGAAAACCUGGAAAUCUUCAGAAAAAAUGGAUUUGAUUUUGUCAUCAACGAAGAUGCUCCUGUCACCCAAAGAGUACAACUCAUUUCUCUGCCAAUGAGCAAAAACUGGACAUUUGGUCCCCAAGAUAUAGAUGAGCUGAUCUUCAUGUUGAGUGACAGCCCAGGAGUGAUGUGCAGGCCUUCCCGAGUCAGGCAGAUGUUUGCUUCUAGAGCUUGUCGAAAGUCUGUGAUGGUUGGAACGGCACUUAACGCGAAGGAAAUGAAGAAACUGAUCACUCAUAUGGGCGAGAUUGAGCAUCCCUGGAACUGUCCCCACGGAAGGCCAACAAUCAGGCAUCUCGCCAAUUUGGACUUGAUUUCACAAGACUAACAAGCUGUUUCUUUUGGGAACGUAGCCAUUUUCUUUAUCGUGAAAACAAUUCUGGUGUUUUGAGAAUCCCGCUUGAUCAUGAAACCCGUAAUUGUAUCAUGUCAUCAGCAAAGAUCCAAAGUAGUUUUCCUGCCUUUGGGGAAAACAGUGUUUGCCUCUGUGCAUACAAGGAAUCGCUUAUCCAUACAUUAUCACAACUUGGAUGACCUCAUUUUUUAUACUAGAUAUUAUAUAUAUACAUGCACACAUAUCUACGCCAGUAUUCAUUAAAUUUUUUAAAAAAUCUU